Messenger RNA from Oncorhynchus tshawytscha (Chinook salmon), 3642 nucleotides. It is a transcript of the gene camkvl, whose product is annotated as CaM kinase-like vesicle-associated, like. Gene Ontology annotation, molecular function: calcium/calmodulin-dependent protein kinase activity; ATP binding; calmodulin binding. The transcript is spliced from 13 exons. Gene Ontology annotation, biological process: peptidyl-serine phosphorylation. The record is from RefSeq and is a predicted model, not a curated record. NCBI's taxonomy places the organism in Eukaryota, Metazoa, Chordata, Actinopteri, Salmoniformes, Salmonidae. Bases 301 to 2832 code for a protein of 843 amino acids. Gene Ontology annotation, cellular component: intracellular anatomical structure.
CAGAGGGAGAGAGAGUGAGAGAAAAGGGGGCUGUUAGAGUGCUCGCUGAAACACACCAAUCAGAGAAACAGACAGCAUCAGUCGUGUCUGGGCUCACACUGCACUGUUGGUUCUUUACCAAGUGGUGAGAUCAGAUGAUACCGAAAAUAUAUAUAUAUUUUUAAAUAACUGAACCGAAACACCGAACAGGCUACGUCUGAGGUUUGUGUUGCGGGUAAAGUUUGGAUUUUAGACAGCUUGCACUGAGUGAAGCUCCUCCCGUCUCUCCCUUCACCGUGGACACAGCAGGUGGAUGCCGCCAUGCCAUUUGGGUGCCUUGCCGUGCGAGAUGGGCGGAACUUAGACAACAUCUAUGAUGUCACCGACAAGUACGAGAUGGGACAGGUCCUUAAAGCGAAGGAGUUCUGUGAGCUGUGUAUGGCUAAAGACCGACAAACCAACAAGGUGUUUGUCUGUAAGAAGUUUCUGAAGAAGGACGGGAGGAAAGUACGCAAGGCUGCCAAGAAUGAAAUCCUGAUCCUCAAAAUGGUCAACCAUCCAAAUAUCCUCCAACUGAUCGACACUUUUGAGACGCGGAAGGAGUUCUUCAUCAUCCAGGAGCUGGCUACAGGCGGUGAUGUGUUUGACUGGAUUCUGGACCAGGGGAAUUACACAGAGAGAGAUGCUUCCAACGUGAUCAAACAGGUUCUAGAGGCUGUAUCCUAUCUACACUCACUCAACAUCGUACACAGGAACCUCAAGUUGGAGAACCUGAUGUACUACACAGAGAACAAUCACAACAAAGUGGUUCUGCGGGAUUUCUACCUGUCCAAGUUUGAGAACGGUUCCAUCACAGAACCCUGUGGAACACCGGAGUACCUGGCUCCUGAGGUUGUGGCCAGACACCGGUACGGUCGACCGGUGGACUGUUGGGCAGUAGGGGUCAUCAUGUACAUACUUCUGUCGGGGAAUCCUCCGUUCUACGACGAGACAGAAGAAGAGAACACAGACCUUCACAACCGAAUCAUCUUCUGUCGUAUCAUAGCUGGGGAGUUUGAGUUUGACGCUCCUUACUGGGACGACAUCUCUGUUCCAGCUAAGGAGUUGGUGUGUAGACUGAUGGAGGUGGACCAGAUGCUGAGAAUCACAGCUACAGAUGCUCUCGUACACAAGUGGAUUGCUGGUAACGGGGCCUCGGAGAAGAACCUGAAGGAGGGAGUGUGUGCCCAGUUUGAGAAGAACUUCGCUAAGGCCAAAUGGAGGAAAGCGAUCCGAGUCACAACCUUCAUGCAGCGUCUUCGUGCGUCUGAGACUGCUGCAGCUGAAGUGGAGGCAGGAGGGCAGGGGGAAGGAAGGGGUGAGGACCAGGGAGGAGGAGGGCAGAGUGAGGGAGGAGGGGUGACACCAGAGGUGACGGUUGGAACUAAUCCGGAGCGUGAGGAGAGGAACGGGGGAGUCGGGGUGAGGAGGUGGGGAGAGGAGAGGGGAGGAGGGAGGAGAAACCCUUUGAGUCCCUCUGUAGGGAUCUCUCCUUCCACCAAUAAUGAACCGCUGUCCCAGCCUCCCAACCAAUCAAAUGCCAGCUCCAAACCUCUGGGGGACGAGCCAAAGAAGCCAGCCGUGAAGAAGACGUCAGGCAAAAUGGCCGCCGCAUUGGGUCAAACCGAAACAACAACAGAGACCAAAACACCUCCUACCCCCAUCGUAACCCCUGGCCUCACCAAACCCCAGGACCCCGUCACUGUCUCUGACCACGACACAGCAGCACCAUCGUUGCCUAGCAAUGCCAAGAAGAAGCAACCAACCUAUGUCACUCCUGAGACUCCAACGACUCAACGACACAAGAUGGACGCCCAACUCCCCAACAUGGGCCCAGGCCCUGCUGCUGCUACUACUACUACUGCUGCAGCCAUAGCCCCACCUGCUGACAGGAGGCCGGCAGUGCAGGCUCCAGUAGAGGAGAAGAAGCUGGGUGACAGUAGCUGGUGUCAGACCCAGCUCCCUGAGGCUGUAGCUGAGAGGCCUGCUGGAGGUGGGGGAGUAGGGGGAGGAACUGGGAUUGAGAUGGGAGGGGGAGGGGCAUCUGGAGCAGGGUCAGGGGUACUUGGAACAGGAUCAACAGUAAGAACUGGGAUAGGGCCAAGAGGUGACGCGAGCCCCAUUGGUAGAGACCAGAGAGCAGACAGGCACAGUGUAGAGUCCAGGGGGGAACCCGAACCGUCCGAGGGGGGCUACAGUUAUACCAUAGGGGCCCUGGGAAGCUCCCGUUGUCUAGGCCGACACACCACCCUAUACGGCCAGGAGGUUGAGCUGGGGGGGUACGGGGGUUCCUACUGCUCCUCUCUGUACGGCAGCGGGGGUGGAGGGAGGAUGUAUGGGGGACUGGAGCACGGAGGUGUUGGGGUCAGAGGUCAUGGUAGUAGUACUGCUGAUUGGCAGAUGGACAGCGUGAUCGAACAGAUCGAGAAGCAAAUGGCGGCGGUGCUGGAGAAGAUCGAGGGGGACAUGCCCUCUCUCCUGGAACAGAUCAGUGACUGCCCCCCGCCACCCGAACUCCCCCGCAGCACACACACCUCGCCCUCCUCACGCUUCCGCUCCUCCCAACACCAACCAUCUCACUCCUUCACCUCCUCCCUCACCUCCACUGCUACACCCCCACCCCUCCCCACAUCUCCCAGACCACCUCUUCCCUCCCUCCCCCACCUCACCAUCCCCCCUCCAUCCUACCCGCCUCCUUCCCUGCCCACCCGCUCCCCUGGUCAGCCAAUCGGUGAGCACAAGGAGAGAGACGGACAGAGGGGAGCAGUCCAUUCCAGCCAAUCCCCAUCCGUGAGGCCAGGGAAGGGCCUAUGAGGGACUAAAGUGGGCACCUGAUUGCAUUUCACUUCAUUGCAUUGGUUUGGAAGGAGAAAACAGUCCUGCCCGACUCAUUUGGAGGUUGAAGGAUAUCCCACCCUGUCACUCUGUAGAUGUAAACACCUUGUUGUGAACCACCCGGCCACAAGGUUAAUCACCAUAUCCCAGGGUAUUAUUCAGGAGCGUGUGACAUCACAAUGUUAGAGAGAAAUAGAUGCACCCAUGUUGUUGUUUAUCAUGCAGAUUUGUCAGGACCUAGUAACUUAUGAAGCUCAUUCUAAUAUACAGAUGUGAUUUCUGUCCCAGAGGAUUUGAACUGUGUUCAAGUCUUCAAUUUAGACCACAAUUAGUUGAAUUAGGUGUUAGUGAAGAGCUGGUACAAAAACCUGUGAAACUCCUGUCCCAUCAAAACAAAAUGGCUGUCAUAACUACAUUUGCACUCAUGUACUGAACAAGUUUAUGAGUGUUGGGAGUUCAUUUCCUUGAGAUGUCCCUCAGUUGGGAAAUAUUUUCUACAAUGGACUGUGUUUAAAGGACUCAUGCACACAGGAAAACCAAUAAACAUUUGCAUUUUUUUUAAAUUGAAAAUGCCUAGUGUUGAUGUCUCCACGUGUUUCUGGUUCUGAGGCAGUUAAACCCACUGUUCCUAGGCUGUCAAUGAAAGGCGGGGUCAUCUGGGGUCUGCAGGUCAUCCAAUCAAUGAGAGAGAAGGGCAUCAAUGAUAUUACAAUGUGGCAGGGUAGCCUAGUGGUUAGAGCGUUGGACUAGUAACCGGAAGGUUGCAAGUUCAAAUCCCCGAGCUGACAA